Molecule: messenger RNA, 264 nt
Organism: Colletotrichum siamense
Lineage: Eukaryota; Fungi; Ascomycota; Sordariomycetes; Glomerellales; Glomerellaceae
Exons: 1
Coding region: 1-264 (87 amino acids)
Source: RefSeq, a predicted model, not a curated record
AUGUCUUCUAACCUCUCCGCCCCCAACUUCGAGAUGCAGCGGCCCAAGAGCAGCCGCGCCGGCUCCGACGCGAGCUCCAUCUCCACUGACUCCUUCACCACCAGAAGGGCAGUCUCCCAGGACUCUCCGCGUCCGGCGAAGAGAAAGUCCUCCCACUCCCAGACGGUCAACGUCUACACCCACUGCGGGCGUCACAGCUCCCAGUUCCUCUUUGGCGGUCGCUCAUUCACCGACAUGGCGCGCUCCAUCUUCAAGCGCGACUAA